UCCGUCCGCCCGAUCCGGCCCUCCCUCUCUAUCUCGUCUUUUCCAUCUCUCUGAUCUGCCCCCUCUCUCUCCCCUCUCCUUUCCCGAUACGAAUUUCCGAAGCCUCCCCCAUCCCAUUCCGCGUCUCAGAUCCGCAAGCGGGAAGCAAUGGAGGGGAGGUGGUCGGCGCUAUGGCGGCCCUGCGUCUAGGGAUGACGCCAUUUCGCGAGCGGCAGGCUCUGUGGUUGCCCCGUGCCCGGCGACAAUGUGGGUUCGCAAGUUGCCGGCAGCGGCGGUGGACAGGCCCCCGGUGGAGCCGCACUCCCUGAAGAAGGUAAGCGCCUCCGGUCACUGAAGCACUCCCUGGAUCUGUUCGCCUCUGCCCACGCUCACCUCUUCAUGGCAUAUGCCCAAAGGGCAGCAAGAUGAUUCUUACCGGGUGCAAGGUUAGGGUAGAGUACGGCGCCAGAACAGGGGCAUUCUAGGUUUGUUUCUCUCCUCUUCGUGGUUCUGAAUAGCCUACCAGAUGUAGAACUUUUUUGGCACUCCAUUUUAUCUGAGCUUGCAAUUAUCUCGUCAAACACACAAGACACAGAAGAUUCUCACAGAGAAGCCAAUAGCAAUUCUCUGAAAAUUAACUAUUAUUUCUUGCCUGACACAGAAAAGUAGAAAACUUCUAUGUUGCAGAAAUUCGAUCCUUCUGUGAUUUGUGAACACAGUUUUGGGAAGCCAAUGCAGGCCGCCUCCACCACCACCACCGUCCGCACGCACACGCACACGAAUCCUCCGUCGGCCUCCUUCCUCCGGCUGCCUCCUCCUCGCCGCGUCAGCUUCCGCGCUUCUCCGCACCUGAGCCUGAGGGCGACUGCCAUGGCAGCCACGUCGCAGCAGCAGGAGGAGCAGCUGAUCAUCACGCGCCCCGACGACUGGCACCUCCACGUCCGUGAAGGCAGCGUCCUCGAGGCUGUGCUGCCACACAGCGCGAGGCAUUUUGGGAGGGCCAUCAUCAUGCCCAACUUGAAGCCUCCGGUGACCACGACGGCGCGCGCGCUGGAGUACAGGGAGGAGAUCAUGAAGGCGCUGCCACCCGGGAGUAGCUUUGAGCCACUCAUGACCCUUUACCUCACGGACAACACUAGCCCAGAGGAGAUCAAACUCGGAAGAAAGAGUGGUGUAGUCUUUGCUGUGAAGCUGUAUCCUGCCGGAGCAACUACCAAUUCCCAAGAUGGUGUCACUGAUAUUGGGAAAUGCAUGCCUGUCUUCGAGGAGAUGGUCAGACAGGAAAUGCCCUUGCUUGUUCAUGGAGAAGUCACGGAUCCGCAUGUUGACACAUUUGACCGUGAGAAGGUUUUCAUUGAUAGAAUAUUGGCACCACUUGUACAAAAACUUCCACAGCUGAAAAUAGUCAUGGAACAUAUCACAACUAUGGAUGCAGUGAACUUCAUAGAAUCAUGUGAAGAAGGUGUUGCAUUACUGCUAGAAUGGCAUUAUACUUCUACCAUUUUCUAUGAUUAUAACACUUUCAUGUUCCCAGGUCAUGUUGCUGCGACAGUGACUCCCCAGCAUCUCCUCCUCAACAGGAACGCUUUAUUUCAGGGUGGCUUGCAGCCACACAAUUACUGCUUGCCAGUACUGAAAAGAGAGACUCAUAGACAAGCUAUUCUAUCUGCUGUAACAAGUGGGAGUAGACGGUACUUUCUUGGCACUGACAGUGCUCCCCAUGAUAAACGGAACAAAGAACGUUACUGUGGAUGUGCAGGAAUAUACAGUGCUCCUGUUGCCUUGUCCCUUUACGCGAAGGUAUUUGAAGAGGCUGGUGCCCUAGAUAAGUUAGAAGCAUUUACGAGCUUCAAUGGCCCUGAUUUUUAUGGCCUCCCAAGGAACACUUCAAAGAUUGUCCUGAAAAAGAGUGCCUGGAAGGUUCCUGCAACCUAUACAUACAGUUCAGGGGAGAUUGUGCCCAUGUUUACCGGCUGCACCCUUGAAUGGCUUCCAUCUGAUCAGACCGAAGAAUAAACAAUAUUGUUUACUUGGGGAAAUCAAUUCCAUUUGUUUCCCCUUUCUGUUAGAAUCAGCAUAGCAAACUACGUGGAAUUCUUCAAGGCUAGAUUAGCGAGAAUAACAUAUUGAAAGCAACAGCGAAAUGUCUGCUUGUUGAGCUGUUAUAUUAUAUCCUUUUGGGAUUGCAGACUUUGUAAGGAAUCGGUACUCGUAGUCUAAGAGGGGGAGAGGGUGAAUUAGGUAACUUACUUAUCUAUAGCUUUCAUUACUUUACAUCAAAACAUAAACUAGAUCAUACUA
Molecule: messenger RNA, 2280 nt
Organism: Setaria italica (foxtail millet)
Lineage: Eukaryota; Viridiplantae; Streptophyta; Magnoliopsida; Poales; Poaceae
Product: dihydroorotase, mitochondrial
Exons: 7
Coding region: 658-1995 (445 amino acids)
Biological process (GO): 'de novo' pyrimidine nucleobase biosynthetic process; pyrimidine nucleotide biosynthetic process
Cellular component (GO): cytoplasm; chloroplast
Molecular function (GO): dihydroorotase activity
Source: RefSeq, a predicted model, not a curated record